This is a messenger RNA of Meloidogyne enterolobii, 1008 nucleotides long. The record is from the annotation of a GenBank genome assembly. NCBI's taxonomy places the organism in Eukaryota, Metazoa, Nematoda, Chromadorea, Rhabditida, Meloidogynidae.
UCCCCUGACAGUAAAAAUAUAAAAUUAAAAAAAAUUUCAGUCUGAUUUUCAGUCGAGCAAGGUUGUGGGACUAUGCCUAAGGAAGUAAAGGAUAAACAAUAUGCCGUUUGUGAUAAAUCCUUGUGCAAUACUAAAAAAUUUUUUGAUCAAACUUUUUCGUGUUUGAAUAAAGGAAAGGAAGAGGGGAAUCAUAAGAAGGGAUUAAAGAGAUGUAAUGGGGAAUGUUUUGUUUAUAGACAUUCUGAUGGGAAGGUUGAGAAAGGUUGUGGAACUUGCAAAGGAAAGGAUUCUAAAGAUUGUUAUGCUUGCAAAAAGGAUUAUUGUAACGAAGAAAAAAAUGUUUAUAAACAUUGUUGGGAAAAUAAUGGAAAGAUUUGCAAAAAUAAAUAUAAUGAGGAGUGCUUUACUGAGAGAACAAAGACAAAUGGAGUAAAUAAAGGCUGCGGAAUUUGUCCUAGCAAAGCAUGCGAGACAUGCAAUAAAAACCGGUGUAAUGAUGGGCUAGGCUUAAAAUAUUAUUGUAGAAGCAAGGAAGUUUUGAAGAACAAAAACGGUGUGAAAGAAUGUGAUAAACCUGAAUGUUACAUUAAAGCUUUGAAUGAAAGUAGAAAUGAGUUUGAUUUUGGCUGUGGAAAUUGUGAAAUUUCGGACUUAAACUGUGCCCAAUGCAAUCAUGGGGCUUUAUGUAAUAAUGAAUUAUUCUUCAAGAGUGUAAUAUAUUGUUGGGAGAAGGAUUUGAAUAACCCAAAACCUCUUAGUGUAAAAACAGAAUGUAAAAGUGAAUGUUUUGUGUUAAGGGAUUUAAAUGGAAAAGUUAAACAAGGCUGUGGCAAAUGUCCAGAUAAUGACCCCAAAUCUGACUGCAAAAAUUGUAAAAAAAGAUAUUGUAAUGUAGAAAGUCUUGUUCCAAAACAAUGUUGGACUAACAAUGGGAAUAUUUGUAAAACAUCUUUUGAAACUCCUUGUUUUGUGGAGAAAAUGUCAAAUAAUACAGGCAUUAAUUAUUAA